This is a messenger RNA of Aspergillus mulundensis, 1155 nucleotides long. Its product is annotated as alpha/beta hydrolase. The record is from RefSeq and is a predicted model, not a curated record. The transcript has 3 exons. NCBI's taxonomy places the organism in Eukaryota, Fungi, Ascomycota, Eurotiomycetes, Eurotiales, Aspergillaceae. Bases 1 to 1155 code for a protein of 384 amino acids.
AUGUUUCGGCUUUCCUUGGCCGCCGCUGGCCUCCUGCAGGUGUUUGGCUCCCUUGUCCAGGGCAGCGCUGCUUCAGCUUCAGCUGGAGUUGGCAGCCAUGAAGCGCUUCACCGCCGCUCAUACUUUUAUGUCGGCGGGGAGUAUGUCAAUACCACUGAUGGCUGGAUGAUGCAUAACCAGAUGUACGUCGAGAAGCUCUCGCCGGCGAACGGGACCACACAGGCCUAUCCGAUUGUGAUCCUGCAUGGGGGUGCUCAGACUGGCACUAACUUCCUCAACAAGCCCGACGGCGGCCGCGGCUGGGCCUCAUGGUUCCUCUCGCACGGCUACGAGGUAUAUAUUGCCGAUAGGACCAUGACCGCACGAUCGCCCGUCCUUCCAGCAGACGGAUAUGGCGAGAGCGUGUUCUCUGCAGAGUUCAUUUCGCAGCGCUUCACGAACGUCCAGGGCUACCCACUCUGGCCGCAGGCCAAGCUGCAUAGCCAGUGGCCUGGUACCGGCGAGCGCGGCGAUCCCAUUUUCGACGCCUACUACGCCAGCAACGUGCAAUCCAUCUCAGACAGCGAGGCGCAGGAGGUCACCAUGAAGGCUGCAGGCGAGGCGCUCCUCGACCAGAUCGGCCCCGUGGUUCUGAUCACGCACUCCCAGGGCGGACUCUACGGGUGGUCUUUGGCCGACAGCCGCCCCGAGCUCAUCAAGGGCCUCAUCCAAAUUGAGCCGAAGGGCCCCCCAUUCAAGGAAGUCAUCUUCUCGAAUUCCUUCAGCCGACCAUAUGGACUUACCUCCAUCCCACUGACCUACGACCCCGCGCCGACGAACAAGACGGUCCCGCUGAGCAUGCAGACGGUCCCACCACCCAACAGUACAUCCGGCGAGCUGCUCGAAUGCAUUAUCCAGGCCGAGCCGGCGCGCCAACUGCCGAACCUCGCGCACGUACCGAUCCUCAUUGACACGGGCGAGGCGUCGUACCAUGCGACGUACGACUACUGCUUUAUCAAGUUCUUGAAGCAGGCGGGUGUGAAGAACGUGCAGCACCUGGAGCUAGGCAAGCGCGGAAUCCACGGAAAUGCGCACCUGCAGUUCCUCGAGAAGAACUCGGAUGCGAUUGCGGGUGUGUUGCAUGAGUGGAUUGGGAAUGUCACGGGCAGCUCGUGA